Molecule: messenger RNA, 328 nt
Organism: Cydia fagiglandana
Lineage: Eukaryota; Metazoa; Arthropoda; Insecta; Lepidoptera; Tortricidae
Exons: 3
Coding region: 12-320 (102 amino acids)
Source: RefSeq, a predicted model, not a curated record
GUUCGUGUAAGAUGGGGUCGCGCUGGGCACUCGCGUUUCCCCUGUUUUGUCUCGUCGGAUUAUUAUUCAUAGGUAUCACCACCGGCUGGUCGAGCGAUGGUGGCGCCAAUCAUGUCACACCCGCGCUCGCGCACAACAUACAGCUGCCCCGACGCUGGCGAACACUCCAAGACUUAAAUGCAAAUAAUAGUAGAGAACGCAGGAAUACUCCGGAACUGUCCACCGGCUCUUGGACGAUAUUCAGCGGCAACAACACCGCAACGGUCACCAGCACGUCGGGAUUCCAAAAUCAAAUUACAAACAACAUUAAAAAGAACUAGAAAAUAAA